Fusarium verticillioides 7600 is the source of this 1640-nucleotide messenger RNA. RefSeq lists its product as hypothetical. NCBI's taxonomy places the organism in Eukaryota, Fungi, Ascomycota, Sordariomycetes, Hypocreales, Nectriaceae. The transcript has 3 exons. The coding region runs from base 1002 to 1508 and encodes 168 amino acids. The record is from RefSeq and is a predicted model, not a curated record.
GAAUGAGCUGAGACAGCAUAAUUCAAGAAUUAUUUAUUAGAGGGCACUUUUGCUUUUUCUCAACCUCUUGAUUAAUUCUCACCGUCAAUUGCUUAGCAUUUUGUUACUUAAUCCUUUGUUGCCGAGAGGACAGGAUGCAGAUCCUUUUCUGUUUAUCCUGAGGGGUUUAUCUUGUGGUGACGUGAUCAGUGCAAGCCACAUUUUUGACUCGUUUGUGCCUUCAUCAACAACACGAAAAGGGAGCUUUCAACAAAUAGCAUAGAUUUGACAUACACUGUGAGCAAUUUAGCUUGGCAGUACCCUCAGUUCCGUCUAUUCUUCAGCAGCCCUGCAUAUCUUGUUAAGAAGGACGUAGAUAGGAACUCAAUCUUGGAAGGCAGGCAAAGUAUGCUGGAUCGCUGCUUUCCCUUAAGGUCCGGUUUUACCCUGUUCAACUCACUUUCAGCGCUUGCUGUGUGUCCAGUGCUGCUCCAAAUCUUGGAUCCGAGACACACGAGCUGAUGGUUCAUGACUGCAAGCUUCGCAUGCCAAUCCGUGAGUGACAAGUGAGUUGUGAUCGCCUAAUUCUCCAAGUUGGGAACGACAAGUAAGGAACCCAUCAGUCACUCGAGUCUUAACAAAACACUGCAUAUGUCGCUUACAUUAAUCUGUGAUUUGCUGCAGCACAUGAGAACACGUGAACCUCAGUGCUUGAAAGCCUGUCUGUAACACCUUAUGUUAGCAAUCGCCGUGCAAGAUACUCGAGCUCAGUGCAGUAUUAACCAUCCUGGUAUCUCACCGAUGGGCAGAUACAGUUAUCCUAGUAGGCAUUCCCUACCCCGAGCUGCUUUAAACAUCGCAUGUCCAUGAAUUAGUCGCGCUGUAGAGAGUACAGAAGACAUAAAUAAAUCCCCUUUCCAGCUCCUCCCAUCUAAUCUCCCAAUAUUUUAUUUUCAAUCUAUCUAUUGUCUUGCGACAACUUGAUAUUGUCCCUUCUGUAUCCCGAAGAGCAACCCGAAGCCAUGCCAAACAACGAUACAGUCUCGCAGACGAUCACGCAGAACACUCGGGAUGUCUCCCCGGCUUCCAUUCUUGAGGACGGGGUCGAAUGGAAAAUCAUAUACCACGAAACGGAAACACGGAACGACGUUGAGAACAUCACGGUAGAGCCCAAUGUCGAAGGUCCAUACGUCCUCCUCAGGGUCGAGUUCAAGAAGCCCAACUCCCGCCAUGCUCUGGUUCAUUGGUUCACUGAGCGCGAUAUUCACCUAAAGAAUGAGAAGAAAGUGCUAUCGUACUGGCAAAAGCAAGGAGGUCGCCAGAACGCCGUAGAGCUGCCUUCAGAUGUUGUACAUCUUCUGCGCAUCACCAAAGAAAAGGAUCUACAGAAGGAUCAGGGAUAUGGAACGAAAAAAUACCUUGUCCAGUUUGUAGGAUGCCCAGCGAGUCAGUCGGAGUGGUGGUGGGCUUCUACAGUUUAUAUUGAACUCUACGAAGAAUGGGUCUCUCGUGUGGGCGCCUCUAACUGAGAUACUUAUUGUACUCAUAUAAGUAUCUGGAGUUGAAGAGAGACAGACAAAAGCUAUCCCAGAAACUACAAUUUAAGCACCACUUAUAUAUAUAAAAUCUCCACUACAUGAAUAUGAUAUACUAAAUGCGAC